This is a messenger RNA of Heterobilharzia americana, 13461 nucleotides long. Lineage: Eukaryota; Metazoa; Platyhelminthes; Trematoda; Strigeidida; Schistosomatidae. The record is from the annotation of a GenBank genome assembly.
AUGCUAAGAGACUUUGUUUAUGUGCAGGAUGAUUUUUCCAUCAGGUUGUGUUAUGCAGUUGUUGUAUUCAACUAUUGGACGAGGUAUUAUCCUGAAAGAAAAGAUAUUUUCCAGAAAAGAUGUCUACACGUAUACCUCUACGGAGUUGAUGUCCAUCUUUUCAAUCGCACUUCUGUCUACAACAUGUUACGGAGCAUUUUCAAGCCAGACAGUUACCAAUCCUCAGAAUUUUUGUGUCGCUUUGCAAGUGUGACAGGGACCUCUAAGGAAACAUCUAAACUCAUAACUUCUGAAGAGCAGAACCGUCAUCGGAAUGUUACUUCAAGUGAACAGGAGAUAAGUAAUUCUGCAUCUAAUUCAGGGGUUUUAGACACUUUCUGGAGUCAUGCUCAUAAAUUGAUACCUGCAAUCAGAUUUGAUUUGGAGUUGACUAACAUAUGCGCUGGUCAACAUGCUGUUGAAGACCCACCUAAAAGUUGGGACAAAGCGUUUCAUGUAUUUCAUUUUGGAGAAGGUACAAUUGAGUAUAUAUUAGAUGAGCCAGGUCUUGCUACAUCAGAAACUCAAAAAAUCGAAUUACCGGAAGAUAACAUAGCCGUACAAAAAAGCUGGCCUAAAUGGGAAUUACAUGUUAAUGUAAAUAAGGUGUGCCAGCUGAACUAUGGUCCAUGGGCAGAUCGUCAACGAGAUAUAAUCUGGCGGUUUUUCUUUCCAUCAUCAUAUCAAAUCGCUAAACCCAGUAAACCAGUCAUUAUAGGUCAACCUAGGGUGGCGAAAAAAUUCAUUUUCGAGUUACAGACAUCCACAAAUAUUAAUCUAAAUGUCUAUUUCAUGAGACAGAAUGUUGUUGAGUCUUUGACACUUUCAGGACUUCCAAAUUCAGUUAUAAAGCUAAGUAUACCAUGGCUAGUUGGUCGUAAUGGUUUCGUUACCACUCUACAUAUAAAUCUAGUUAAAGGCAACUUGAUUACAGAGCAUUUAUGGCGUAAUCUACUUACCAGUAAUCAGUAUGUGAACUUGGAUCUAAAAAUGCAGUAUCCACGAGAAUGGAAUAUGCGACAGUUAUGGGACAUUACACUCGAUACUCGUGAUGCACAAUUAACCAUACUUUUUGAUUACAAACAUUAUUUUAAAGGUCUCAUCGACGAUUGGAUUCGUGGUUCUCACCCAGAUCUUCUAAGUUUCGUUCCUUGUACAUAUAAAUUUCAUAUUAAGUCAAACAAUAUGGAUUUGAUUUUAUUAGCAAACGAUUACAACUGGAUAUCGGAAUACGGUGAAAAUGCUCAUCUGGCAUUCCAUGCUAAGAAAUUAAGCUUGACAUUCGACUUGCCAUUUGUGGAUUUUUUGCCGACUACAGUACCAAUUAUCUAUAGUAUCGAAGGUUCAUCAGUAUCACUUCGGUUUUCCAUACCUGAAACUAGUACCUUGUAUUACUUGGUACAAGAAGUUCACAAUCGUUUGAAAUUUGUAAAUGGUCGUGGUCAGCUACAGAAAUCAUCACCAUUCCACUCUAGCACUCAGGAAAUGACAUUUCCUAAAUCAGGAUCUAAAACAAUUAGUCUUCAGUGGUUUGAUUGUGGUUGGGCACCUCGUAUUAGCAUUCGGAUUGCCUACGUUUACCAUCCAUCACCGUGGGUAUCUGAAUAUUGGCGAUUUCUUCCACCAGAGUUUAAGUUGAAUGUACUUGCUCUUAAGGGCUUAAGUUCAACUGCUUCAUCCAAUCAGAGUAGUCGUAAACUGAAUGUAACAAAACGCACAGCUGCUUUAAGUCAGCAAAACACAGAAUCAGCUGGUCAAUCGGACCUAGAAGAGUUGGCACUUCAGAAACUUCGACCAGAAGGUAGUCAUACACAAGGUCCUACAGAAAAUGAUAUACUACAGAGUAAAUUUGAUGUUUACUCUGCUUUAGAACCAGAUACAGUGGAUCUACACUUACACAUCCCAUCAGCACAGUUACUCUUCUAUGGCACACUGCUUCGACAUUUUAUUCAUGUGAAAGAAAACUAUUUCGGUUGCCAUCAGAUACCUGUGAGUUUUGAUCGUGAGCCUCUUCAACCGGAGGAAAGCUCAUCUCUAACCGAUGAUGACUUGAUUCGACUGAAGUCACGGACUAGGUGUCAGGCUAAAGAUGAAGACUUGAGUAAAGCCAGCAAACUUCCGGAGAAACGUAUCAUCGAUCCAAGGGACUGCCGUCCUUUGUCUGUUCGAGUGUCACUUGAAUUUCAUAACACACAAGUGCAUCUACCGAUGCAUGGUUCAUCUAAUGAAUCACCCUGUCCAACAGCUUUUCUAGAUUGUUUUGGCUUUGAAAUGGACAAACGCUGGCAUGAGACAAAGCUUCAGUUACUUUUCUCCCCAAUUUUAAUAUGUUUGUAUGAUCAAAAUAAGGACUUCCGAUCUAAAUCAACCUCAAAUGUAUCCUCAAGUCGUAUUCAACUUGUUGGUUUACAGCUACGUGGUCAAGGGAUGUUUAGUCAUGUCGACUUGCCUAUUCGAUCAGAAUCAUUAGAAUAUGCUUGGUUAUUGGAACUUACUGUAGGUCAACUUACUGGUCAGUUGUCUGCUCCUAAAAUGGCAUGCUUAAUUCAGUGUUUAAAAGAAUUUGUUUUCUCUGCAGUGGAUUCGGAAAAUCAACUCGUAUCUUCCAGAGCGUUUGAACUAUGUCAGCAUGGUCGUCCUCAGCAAUUAUGUCCAUUUUGGCAUAAAAUUUGCCCCACCACUUUAUGUCCAAGUGAUAUGCAACUUAAAUAUCGAAUGUUUCGUCUCACCGUUGAUGCUAUUGAUUUAAGUAUUGUGGAGAACAGAAAUUGUUUAUGUAUUCAGUUUGAUCCAAUCCGCUUAGCUCAUUGCAACAGACAUAGUGCUACUCAUUGCGAUGGAAUGUUUAUGUUACUUCCUGACGUCAGACUGAUACAAUUAGUUGCACCAUUAGCUACUGAAGUCAAAGAUCAUUUCAAUCCAAACAGUCAGUUUAUAAAUACUAAACAAGCUGAAAAUUCUGUUUUAUGGUUUGAAGCCGGUUCAUUUUCUCUUGGUCCAGUUCAUGUUAAUCUUUCUAGAUCACCAGAAAAACGUGAUCAUCUUAACUGGCAAUUAGAAUUUCUUAAACUUCAUGACUUAACAACUAAACGCUUAUCAUUUCUUUGGUCUGGUAAUAAUGAUGUAAUCAAUGGAACACUUCGUAAUGCUAGUUUGAAUUCACGUCAUACUACAAAAUCAUUUGAUGUAUUCUAUUCUGGUGAAAAUAAAUUGAUUAUGAGAAAGCCUUUACCGGGUUAUGUAGCCCCUGAUAUUAUACCGAAUUGUGGAUGUUAUGGUCAGUGUUCAUUUUUUGGACAAAAUGAAAAUGGUCGAAUUUUGUUUAAUGAAUUAUUAACGGGUGAUUUUGGACAGCGUACUGUAUUCCCAUCUAGAAGUACAUAUAAACCUGAUUUGUUUAUGCCAAUUAAUAACAACUGUAAGACCGAAAUCCAGUCAACUUCUAUGUCUGAUCCGUUUGUAGUUAAUCAGAAAAUGUCUACAUCUAACGUCGCCGACUGCAGUUCAAGGAAUUUAGGCUUCGGUGAAAGUCUUUUGAUGGCUAAUUGCUUGUUGCACGAAUUACAUUCUUCCCAUGAAUGCCGAGAGAGAUACAACGGUUUAUUAUUAAUGCGAGAAGAGGUUAUCUUGGCAUAUCUUGAAGCUGGUAACCAGAAAGGUAUGGAUUGGUGCCUUAUGCAUUUUUGUGAAGAGGAAGAUCAAUCAGAUACAGAUUCAACUAAAAGUUCAAAUAGUUUAGGAACAUAUGCAUCUUUUGAUAGUAGUAGUAAGUUAGAACAACUUAUUAAAUAUGAUUCUGAUGCAUCUGAUAUGGACUUAAAUAUAAGAGAUGUAAAAAAUCUUCUGAAAGAUCCAUUCACUUCUUCUGAUCAAUUGGAUAAAAAGAAUUGUAUUGACCAGUCAUCAGAUAUGAAGACUAAAAGUUCUUGGCCGGAAAUUAAUAUAUCUCAGCGAACUAAACCUUCGUCUUUGUCUGAUCUUUUGGUGCCUAUAGUUCCUAACGAUUCAGGCGAACGUAAUAAAAUGGAUGAGAACAAGGAAUUAUCCGGAGCUGCAAAUGCAAAAAGUGUGACAAAGAAAUUAAGUUAUCUUCCUUCUAAUUUAUCAUUGGAUAGUCUUAUCGAGUUACCUGCAAAUUCAAGUACCUCAUCGAGUUCAUCAUGUAGUAUUUUAGCUCCAUCAAAUAUUGAUCAGUCACAUACAGAAAAUAUUCACUUUGCAUCAUCAUGUAGAAAAUCAUUCUCUAAUAAAAAAUCACCGCCUACUCCACCCCCUCGAAAAUUUGUCAAAGAUCAUUGUACUAGUGAAAUAAAGCAAAAUGAAAUGCACGAAACAGACGUAUUAACUCAAGAUAAGGAUUCGAAUACGGAACCUAGAAUUUCAAAUGGUGAGAAAAAGGAUUAUGAUGAUGCCUUUGAGAAUUUUGUUGACCUUCGAACUCAAUUAAAUCGUCCAAUAAGCGAAAGUGGCCUAUUGCGUCCAGCUUACGGUCGACACUUGAGUGCAUAUAAAUGUGUUGCAGGUCUUACCUGUCCAUCAAAUCUUCGAAAUCGUUGGCAUGUUUGUAAACACAUACACCCUGGGAACGCAUGUCCACGUUCGCUGGAUAAUCUCUUAAAGGGUGAUAAAAGCACAUACAUUAAUCAUUUAAAGUCUCAUCGUCAUCAAAAUAUGACGAUUUUCAAUCAUCUUCGUCAAUGUCAACCUAAGGUUGCUAUGGCUCCACGUUUUCAAAUUCGACAUACUGGUUUCUCAUCUCAAUCUAUUACAGUUCGUUCAAACUCAACCUCAACACGUUCCGAUAUUCCACCGUCAAAUCUUUCAGCAUUGCCACACGAGGAGUCUCAUUAUGAUGCUGAAUCUGUAGCUACUACAAUAAAAUCGAAAGCCAUUGUUUGGCUUCAAGGUCCAGUGAACCUACUACUUACCCCACUUUUAACGGAAUCUUUGGAAAGGUAUAUUAAAAUACUCAUACCUGUUGUGAAGACCAUAUCACCAUCCUCGAUUGUCGAUUCAAUGCACUGUAAGUGUGUGAAAUCAAUGGAGCAUCAGAUAAAGCCUUUGUUAAGCUCUGCUCAUAGUUUAACAUCGAAAAUUCAAAACAAAGCUGGCCAGAAUGAAAAAUUACUUAAAUUGUCUCAUCCUUUAAGUGCUGACAAAUCAUCCUCAUGUAAUCCUGCCGCAAAUGAAGAGCGUCAGUCAAUAUUACAAAACCUACUUGGCAAUCGUUCGACUCAGGAAGCAGUAUCUCAUCAGAAUGUUGCUUCUAAACCUUUCAGGAUUCGUAAAAUGUCAGCAGAUUAUGAAUUGAUGUCAAACAGUCAAGAUACUAUUAAAUCAACCAAGAAUACUUCAGAUGUUUCGAAACCUCUUCAUUCAGUUGCUGAAUUACCCAAUGAUCAUUCAGAAGGAAACUUUGCUCUAAGUGAAUUACUUUCUAGCGUACCCAUGAUUUCUCAAGGUAUAGUAGCGGGUAGUUGUAGACCAAGUCUGUCAAGCAAAGUUGCUGCUCUGUCUGUUGAACGAAUAAAUAUCUCAUUUUUACAACUCUAUGCUGUUGAGGAUUUGGUUCACUUGGAUAGUUUAAGAUCUGGUCUUCAUGAUUUGACGUGUGUAUCCUUGAUGACAUUUUGUGUGGACUCCUUCUCUUUUGAGUUAAUGGCGUCAUAUAAACGUGAAUCAUUGGCAGGCAAAUUUAAUGAUUCGUAUAUACAAGAUCAGCCAAAUAGCAUUUCCACACCAGGAUCGAAUAUUAGCAAUCGACCUUUUGUAGCAUCUUCGACAGUUGAGUCAGGUCAUCAAACAAUUAGACCACCAAGUACUGUAAAUGCACAGAAUAAUAUGGAAAGACAAGAGGAUAAUGUUUCAACAAAUGUUAUGUCGUCUAAUAUUCAUGAUAUUUUGAAUAUCUGUCCUUCAUUACCAGAGCAAUAUAGUUGCAAUCCAGUUAAUCGUAAUGAAAUAGUGAACAAUUCUUUUCCUGGUAGAGUGAAACACAAACGACAACCAUCUUGCCCACAUAUGUUAUUCAGUUUUCCUGAUUUAUCUCAAAGUUAUGAAAUGGUUACACAAUCCUCUGAACCAGUUAUUCGAAAAUCAACUAAACGGUACGAUAAUACACUCACUGAUUCAAGGUAUAAUGCGUAUAAAGAUGGAGAAAAAUCUCAGAAUGUGAAAGAAGGCACCUGUACGAAGAUAGUUCACAGUAAUAGCUUUAACAAUGAUACUAACAAUACAAAAUUACCUAGUGUUGAGUUUAUUUCUUCACAGUCUGAUAGAAAAAAUACGAGAAAAAUUGAUGAUACCGUUGACUCGAAUAAUGUGAGACCUACUACAACUGAACCAAACGAUAAUCUGCAGAAUUCAUGUGAUUGUGAGCACUUAGGCAGUGAAUUAGUUUGUCAGGUAACAGUUCAUAGGCUUCAUGGACAACUACGUCGCCUCACUCGUUACAGUCAGUUCAAUGCAGAUGUUUUACUAACAGCAAUACCUUUUGAAUCUUCUAGAGCAUUUUUCAGCUUUACAUCUGAUCCGCAUAGUUCUAAUCUUAGUCCUGUAAAUGAUAUCUCAUGUACAUCUCAGUUUUUCGAAGAACAAAGUUUCGGUUGGAUUAUGUUUGAGUGCGGUCUCGAAGGUUUAUCGUUUUGCUGGGUGCAACGUAGUGAAUUCCCUGAUUCUGUAUCUGCAGUACAAAAUACAAAAGUGACAUCUACCGAAGAACACCCUAAAGACGCUUACAAUGAAAGCACUGCUUCUGUACAUAAUACAUCACCACAACCGCCACCUGUCAACUCAUCAACUAGUAGAGAAGCAUAUCGUGUCAACGGUCUAUCAUCCAAACUACGUGUUAACACUGUAUGGUUGAAUUUCGCUGCACCCAAACGUUUACCGAAUAAGAGGAGGAUAGAACUUAUCAGAUCUGAUUGGAAUUUGUUGAGCACUGCAGCCCCUACUAUUCGAGCUUGGAUAGACCCGUGUAAUCGAUUAGUUAGCAUUUGUAAACAAUUUCAUUUGAGUUCAGAACGCCGGCUAUUGGCUGUGAUUUCAUGUCUUAUGACUGAAGUUGUUAAUCCAAGAUCUGAUGUGCUGAAUUCUGACCAUAAACGAUGUCCUCGUUCAAUCGGAAACAAAGUUCAAUUAGUUAUGAACACUAAUGAUUUAGAUGGAUAUGCUCGUCAUCGGACAGAAACUGCACAUAUAUUACGCUUUGAUCCUAGUUGCCAGUUACUCGUUGUUUUAAGGCGCUAUCUGCUGGAAAUGAAUAACCAUUAUGGAGUGACAAAGGCCGAUGAACUUUUAGCUGAAAUGCUCAAGGAUUCAGUAGUUCCUCAAAACGAAUUCCUUCAAAGAGGAAUUUUGUCACUAACACGAGAAUGGCGCUUCUUAGUCGAUUCACUUGCUAUAAGCGUAUCAGAUUUGAGAGCCUCAAGGGAGUGUACAAUACCAUCAGUUCCACUAGAUACGAAUUAUGCAGUUGACUUUCGUCAGAUUGAUUUAGAGGAACCUGUUUUGCAGGUAGAGGCCAGUGAUUCAAUUCAACCAGUUACAGUUGGAAAAACAGCUCAUCAAAAAACUGGAAAUUAUUUUGCUGCUCCUAGUCCUGCAGUAACAUCUCGUCUAUUGAAGAUGGUUGUUGGUUCAUUGUCGCCAACAUCACCUCAUCCGGUUAGAUGUGGUUCUGUAAAUAUAGAAGAUGGACUUCAAUCUAGUAAUAAUAUUGGUACAAAUUCAGGUGUUUGUAGAAAGCAGUUAGAUGAUUUAUUUUUCUCUGUUGAUAAGACUGUUGGUCAUGUUCAAGGACAGAAUAAACUGGAUGAUGAUUUAUAUAACCAACCAGAUGAAGCAUACUGGGAUGCAAGUGAUCAGUUAAGUGAAAGCAUUACUGAUACUAAUGACCCUUUGGUUCGUAAUCCAAUAAUGAAACGAUUUCUUCAAGAUGCAAGAGCAAAUAUCAUGGAGCAUCCUCAAACAUCUGAAGUAGCUUCCUUAGCUCAACGACCUACAGCAAAUAUAACUGAUCAUAAUUUGCACAACAAUAUUGACACUUCUAACGCAAACAGGUUGUCAUCUUCGAGCACUGUUGACGCAAAGGUUUGUGAAAGUGAUACUUUUGAGAAAACGUUAUCAGAGAAUAGUAAUCCUAAAGUUUCUGUAACAAAGCCUACGAAAUAUACUAAAGAACAACGAGUUCCUACAAAUGUGAAUUUUGAUCAUUCAUUCACUGCAGAUUGUAAAAUAACAGCAGCCGAUUUUGAGCAAGCUGCUCAUUUAAGUGCUCAAUAUCGUUAUGUUGCCUACAUACAAAGCCUCUUCUCACCGUUGUUAGAAUCAGUUGGAUUAAGUGUAAAGGGAAUUCGUCGCACGACACUGAUGAAGAAGUUUGAUGGGUUUUUGUCUGUUGAAGGUCUUUUACAGACAUUUCAGAUUGAAAUAGUCUCUUCUGCUCGUAAUCCUAUGGUUCAUUCACUUACGAAACAACCAGUAUCGGAACAGGCCAAUGAUUCUGGUAACCCAAAGUCACAUAGUCGAAUCUUUGGUCAACAAACAACUUUUCAAAGACAAUUAGCUUUUUUAUGUUGCAAUUUCGCGUCAAGUUUGAUAUUACGCGACAUUGUGGAUUAUAAAAGUAGCAACUCGACUAGACUUCGUAAACAAACAACUAGUCAGUUAAGUCAAAUACAAACUACAACUAAAAUGGAUGUAAUCCUACACAUAGAUUUUAUUCGACAACAUGUUAAUUUAUCCUUGUUACGUCUUGUUCAUCAGUUUGUCACAAUGAUCUAUUGUGCUAGAGAUACUUGUAAAUCUGUUUCAAAUGAUCAGUCAAUCGAUCCAGCUGUUCCAUCACCAAUUGGAGUAUGGCCACAAAAACAUGAUUCUAAAGGUUCAUCAGAUGAUACAGACGGCACUUAUCGAUCUCGCUCAUCUGCCUAUGUUCGUUUUGGAGAAGAAUCUGUUAGUAGUGGACGAUCUACUCAAGGUGAACAGUUAAAAAGUAAAAAUAAGUAUGAAAAUUUAACUAACAAUGAAGAACAAUAUUCUACAUUUGCUGUUGAACCUGAUCGUUCUUCUGCUGAGAAUACUUCAAAUUCUAGUGCAGACAAAGAUUUAUUAAUCAUCACUAACCCGGUUAAUUCACACGAAAUUGUAACUACCAUGCCUUCAUUUUCCCCUCUUCCUACGAGCAGAACCUCAGAUUUUGAUGAUUCUUCUUUGAGUGCUUUGAGGUCACCAGGUAAUCAUGCUGGCAAUUCUUUCUGUUCUCCACCUUCGUGUUGGAGGCGUUUAGCCAAUUAUGUUGAAUUAUAUUCUACUGUACCCAAAACAAAGACAGUUAUACGUAAGCCUCUGUCUACUUCAAUUCCAACUAUGGCUAUGCCAACGAUUACAGAGGAGGAUCGUGAUCAUAAUGUUAUGUGUGUGUCUGAAUCUUCUAAAGUUAAAAACAGCUUGCCUGCUAUGAGUCAUCCGAAACAGCAACACUCUCCAAGUCCUUCUGGUUUAAAUUCGCCAACUGGCAAUAAGGUGAUUCUAUUCAGUAGGAAAACAUUUCCUACUGUAACUUAUCGUGUUCUUAACGAGGAAAGAGACAAUGAUCAAACUGGUGUGAUGCCUAAAGAUGCUAGUUAUCAGAAUACCAAGUCAUCAAUAACAAGUCAAUGGAAUCCUAGCGUACAAACAUUUGUAUCACGUCAUUCGGGUACUGUUGGAGGGGAUAAAAUUCAAAGCAUUUUACAUGACCUGACGAAAAGUGAUCAGCAAUGCAAAUAUCCUUUUAUUGGUUUGACUGAUACCUCGUCAAAAAAAGAAAAUGCUAUAUCUGGUUGUGGCUUAGAGCAAUUUACCUACCCAUGGGUUUUGGGUGAACGUGUUCCGCUUGUUGUUUUUGUUACAGCUAAAAUACGUCAAAUGGCUGUCAGUGCUGUACUUAGUGAACUGAAUUUAAAUGCUGGCGUUAGAAAUGUACAUGGUUCAUUUACACUUACCAAUCAAAUACGUGGUCAUGGUAGUUUUUCAGAAAAAUUCGUAACUCAUAGUUCAAACUUACAUUGUGGUGAUUGUAGUAUUCAGUUGACCGAAAAGUUGCCACUUAAAGUUCAAGAAGUGGUGUGUGUGAAAGCUGGACGUUCUCAUGCAAUGCUGUCGUGUAGUCGAACUUCACAAACUGAGAGAAAUGCAUGUGUCAUUAGCUUGGGAAGGAUUAUGGUCACUCUACCUCAUCACCCUGUACGAUUGCAUGGUGUAAUGCAACGUCAAGCGAAACGUAUUUCUUCAACUGUGUAUGAACUCCUCCGAAAUCCAAAUGCAGGCUACACACAUAUUCAUUCAUGGCGUUCCUCAGGAUCUCGUAUCGCAACUACACCAACAACGUGCAGUACAACUACUACAGCAAGUGAUCCUUCCAAUAAUUUAAAAUCUUCCCAUCAGCCAACUACGGAACCUGCACAAAUUGCAGUCACCAAUGCUAAGAAAAUAAGUCAAUCGCCCCCACUUAAAUUCAACCUUCUAGCUGUUUCUCAAGGUUUAACUGUCAAUGUGGCUCUACACUCCACACUUCAGGCUGUUUAUCAUAUUGAUCCUGUCUAUGUUUCUGGUCAGCUUGGAACUCGCAGUUACGUAGAUAUCAGUAUUACAGAUCAUUCCUUGACUCUUAAAUCUGUGCGUCCUCCAGCUAACUUCCCAACGUCUAUAUCGUUGCCUUUUCCUCGCAUAUUGGCAUCAAUAGUUCAGCGUGUAUCUUCUGGUGGCCGUUACGCUCGUGGUCAACGAAAGGAACCUAUACUCACAUACGGUUUAGAAGCUGAACAAGGUCUUUACAUGGAUAUACAGAUACACAUUGAUACACUUGAGCAGAAUUUAACUACAGAUAUGCUGAAUUACAUCAUGGUAGUUGUGAAACUAUUUAUGAAGGAAAUAAAUGAAGUUAUUCAAAAAAUGGCUGGUGAAGAACGACCUCGUUUGCGUAAACCUUUGAAGUUUUCGCAUAAUCCAAUGAGUCAAACAGACGAUUCAACACGUUUAAAUGUGUCGGGUGCACAGAGUCAUCCAAAUGGUGACUGGAUUUUAUCACGUGCUGCACGUGGCAGAACUAAAUUUACAAUCAAAAUACGAAUGAAAGAAAUUCAGCUGUUGGCAUCAACAAAGAAUGGGGCAAUUAAACUGGAAGCCAGAAAAAUUGAAGUAGAACUAACUAAUCGUGUUUCACAAACUCAUUUGAUAAAUAAUCGAAACAUUGGAACAUUUCAUGCAUUUAAUGAUUCCCAUGUUUUACCAAGUCACGGUUUGUCUCAGAAAAGACCGUCAAAUUUAAAUAUUCAUUCAAAUAAUUCUGGUCAUUUCAUGGAAUCCGGCUGGAAGUCUUCUAUGGGAUCAAGUAGUUAUGACUCGCUUUUUAUAUAUGCCACAAUCGCCAAUGUUGGUUUGGAUUUAGGUUAUUUUGACCAGGAUACAUUUCAUGCACUUAGUCCUGAUUUUCAGAAUGUGGCAUUUUUCCGCACAUCAAUCGCUUUACGUUCUCUCCUAGCCGAAGAAAAGUUUACUCCCAGUCAAAAUGCAGAAUCGUGUACUUCAAAUGUUAGUCGAGGUGAACAGGAUGCAUUUCUCAUCUCAUUGAAUCGUCCUAUCAUCUGGCUUAAACCUUUCACAUUUGACAGAGGUAUGAGUCAUUUUUCAUUUGAUUGGAUCAGUCUUAUGUCAUUUUCUCCUGUAUUAUGUACAAGUAUAGUUGAUAUCUGAAGGCAACAUAUAUUGUAUUCUGCAGUCAUCGGCUACUGCUGUUUAAAUCCUUCGAAAAUGAAAAUUUGCUCCACAAAUAAAUGUAUACUGCACUCCCCUGACCAAUCAAUAUAUGUAAGCCAGUCCUACAGGAGGUCAAUCGCUGCCCGAACAGCUUAGUGGUGAAGUCGCUGACUACAACACUGGGUGACGUGGAUUCGAAUCUCAGGCGGGACAUCAGUUCCGUCGAGGUUGUAGAUACGCCUUGCUGACGAGUGCCAGAAAGCACGAAACCUAGAUUCAGGGCUUCCUGCCGAUUGCUUCCAACCAACUAAGAUAUACUGCGUGGUUGUUCGAUGAAUCUUGUAAAGGUGUGUAGCUUUGAACCCAUUUAGGAGCUUUUUACCUCGGUAUAUUAAAGGCAUUGGACUUUGAAAAUACUAUCGUUUAAGCAUGGUCCUUUCGCAUAAAUUUCCGGUAUUUUACUACUAACAAACGUAUUUGAAGUAUAUUUUCAGCAACAAAUGUAAAUGUGUUAAUCAUGAUGCUUAUUUCAUCUUUUUCAUAACUUAUUUAGGUAUAAUGAUGUGGAUGGUGUAUCGAGAUGAAUUUGCCAAGUGGAAUGAACAUAUAGAACAUUUAGCAUCAAUGGUACAACUUUACAUCAUUCAUUUGUUUUGUUAAUAACUUUCGUAUUCAAAAUUACUAACCUAUAAAACAAUCAACGAAGAGUGGGGGACGAAGCAAAAGAAUGGGGUGAAUGUAAAAUUUAUGUUGAGAAUAUCUAUAAAGAACUUGUUGACCAUUUCAUUGGUCAAAGUAUUCAAAGUGGAUGUACAUGCACUACUGAGGAGUUCCCUACUAAGACGAAACAGGUGUCCGGUGUUGCCAGGUUUUUAAUGAUUCUGCAACUGAUGAAUAGUACCUUGAAACCAGUCAAUUCGUACAAACCUCUAGGCUGAAUACAUGUGUAUCUUUUAAACAUAUGGUUCAUGUUUUCUUAUGUUCAUUCCAAUCGCUUCUGCAAAACGUUGGGUGCCCCUUUUAUGAGAUUUUCAGGGAACACGAUAUGUCAAAAGUGGUCUGAUGUAACAUGCUUCGAUCUCCACUGUCUACUAAAUGUGGAAGAACUCAACUGUUUCUGACUUUUGCCGUCCCUUUGGCUAGACAUAUUGGGAUAUUUUCACGAGCGCACAUGAUAAAGCCUUAUGAGUACGACUUAACUAACUAGCUCUACAGGAUAUGCAUUCACUGCCGAAACACACUUGUGCUAUAUACUGGUACAAAUUAGCCUAAUUAUUAAUCAAGGUCUGAAGAGAUGAGUCUGCAUCACUAUCCAGAUAUUCAAUACUUUUGCAGCCGAAUAUUUUCGAAUGUUUUCAGUUAUGUUUUUUUCAUGUCAGAAUUCAGUCAACACUCGAAAAUUACCUAAAAUCAGUUUUCACUGCUCAGCUUAUCUAUCUAUUUCUAUCUAUUUCAAUACGUGAAGUAAUCUAUACAAUUCUUUUUUUCAUGAGCUUUAAAUGAUAAGAGUUGUCUAAUGGUGGACUGUCCUGAUAGUCGGUGUAUAUAUUUCCCAUUGUUGCCUAUUUCAUACUACUCUCAUCAUCAUGAAUAUGAAUACAGGAGCAGGCAUUACUGCGUAACGGUCCCAGUUGCCACACGCAUGUCAGGGUAUCAAGUAACAAAGCAAUGAGAUGGAAGAUG